AUGAGCUCCAUUUUUCCCGAUCGUCUUUUGACAAAUAUCACCAUAAAGGUUCCUAAUAGCACAACUCAACAUGGCAAUGAGCAUAUAUUAUGCCUUCCUAUUAGCAAGAACUAUUGGCCUUCAGUUGCAGCUGUUAUUAUUUUCUUUGCCACAAAUUAUUUAGCCCAUGCAGCGACCGUUAAAUCAAGCCCUGGAGAUGACUCCCUUCUUCAGGGUUGUAAUGCUCUGUUGGCUUUGUUUUUUCCAAUCUCUGGUCUCCUGCGCGCUCUCAACGCUAUUGUUCGACUCCCGAUACUGGCCCGGAAUGAGCUCGAAAAGGCAUGCAGAGCCGGGGCAUUAUGUAUGGUUGUUCGAGCACCUCACUGGAAACCUAAGCCGGGACAGAAGUUUUCUGUGGGGGUAGUACUUGAGGAUGAUAUAGGUGUGGAGGAUACAGAUCCCGAGGAGCAAUCUGGGCACGACUCAUCUCAACCCAUAAAAGCAAACAUGAUAACAUAUCUUCCUUCAUACGCCCGCGAACAAUCAUCCACGUGGAUACACUUCGAUUCCGUCUGGGCCAGAUCGCGCGUGGAUUUACGAUUGUCGCGAGUACAUGGUACAUACGAGCUUCCAGAAGGUUAUGAGUUUGCCAUAGUGCCCCGCAACACCUUUUUGAUUUCUCAGGUGGCUUCAGACACUCACGGAGAUCCAAGGCUUAGUAGCGAGAUCAGUGCUAGCUAUAGUGUUCUGAAAGCAGUGGCCUCAGUUGUUCAGGUUGUCGCUGCAUUCACCACGCUUCUCUCAAAUCGCCCAGAUCUGAUUAGCCGCUGGGGAUACGCAUCAUAUCACCUUACAGUCAUACCAUAUCUUGCCAUGACUCUUGUUAACCUAAUUUCAAAUAUGGUCUCUCCAGACUAUUCUUGCUUAUACAUGAUACGAAGCGAGACUAUGGUUGAAGCAGAAAGAUCGGGUGGAAGAUUUGAAGGCGGAAUAGCGCAAAUGAUUUCCCUUUUACCAAAAGAUGGGAUGCAAGUUGAGAAUCCAGCAUGGAGUGGUCUUACUAAAAAAGACAUUCGAGAUUUCUCCCUUAGAAUUACUUCAACGGCUAGCCAGAUCUAUAUCUUCGAUAUGUUCAAUAAUCUCCUUGAUUUAAUCAUUGCAAGCAAGGCAAAGAAGAAGCUAUCCGCCAAAGAUGCCAAAAUGAUACAUCUGGAAGUCAUCUCUCAACUCGAUGCUUCUACUAUCCCCCCCGCAAACGAAUCUGAAACGAGCGCGACGCAGGCCGACCAACCUGUAAAUCCAGCUGGUAAAACCUUGCCUGAUGGUGGUAAUGAGAGCCCAGUACUACAAAAUGGAUUCUUCGUUGAUGAAUCCCGUACGCAGUCUAAUCCGGACAUCCUAGCAAGGCCAGUAGGUUCAACAGAUGAGUACCAAAUCCAAAUUCCUCGUGCACCCAGGCGGUCAUCAAGAAAAGGCCUAUUAUAUACCAUUCACCUUGCUAUGGAAGAUUUGUCAUCUGUUCGGGGUGAGAAGACAAGGUCAUUUUUCGCCAUGUUGCAGAACAUGAAGGUAAAUAGGAUGAGGCUUAAAGCCUACAAAUUUGCCGACUCUUACAUCAAACGGAUCAUGAUUCUAUAUAAUCUUGCAUUGAAAGAUUAUGUUAUUCCAAUAAGUUCAGGUGACUAUGCAGAGUUCACUCCAGUCCGAUCGGCUACAAUCUACCAUCCAAAUUGUCAUCGAUUUCUCCGCUGGGAUGACUUUGCUAAUUCGCCCAAAAGCAAUAAAGAAGAGUCCAAUGCGAUCCAACUCAGAGUACUUUCACCGAUCACUGAUAGUGAAGAGAAUUGCCUGGCCGCAUCUAUUUCCAAUGUGCGUACGCUACUUAAACUGCCGGAAAGACCCACUACGACUACUGCAUCAAUCGCCGAGCUCGAAGAGCUUCUUUACUCACCGACUAUAAAAAGAACAAGCGGACGAAUGGGAUGGGCUAUACUAGUAGAAAUUAGUAUCGGAAUUUGUGCUGUAGGUCUCUUCUUUGGGUUAAUUGCGGGAUUGACGGAAUUUCAUUCUGGCGAGAGUUCCGUAACUGAAAGAGGUAUCAUGAUGACCUGGCUUGCUAGUGGCCUAUAUGGAUUCUGUCUUCCCCUUCUCAGUACCCUUGAGCUUCUCAAGAUCCUCUUUUUGUUUCCAAUCUUUCUUUCUUUGUGUCUAUUGAGUGUUCCCGACAUCUAUCAUAACACUUAUGAAAUUAACCAAACGCUUAUAAAUGAUACACAAAUUGAAGCCUUUAGUUGGAAAAAGGGGAUCAAAAGGGCUUUCCGAGAGUGUACUAAAAUCGCGUUUGGAAUAUUCAUGUCUUAA
Molecule: messenger RNA, 2340 nt
Organism: Botrytis deweyae
Lineage: Eukaryota; Fungi; Ascomycota; Leotiomycetes; Helotiales; Sclerotiniaceae
Exons: 1
Coding region: 1-2340 (779 amino acids)
Source: RefSeq, a predicted model, not a curated record